GUUCCGCUGACGCAUAACGUUAAGGCACGACCUCUAGCGCAUGUAUGUCGCAUUCUGCCCUAUGAAUCUGGCAUCAUCCACUGUGUCGAUCUAUCGAAAAUGUUUUCACUUGUGAUUGGGUAGCGGGGAUAGCCGUCCAGAUGGUCUAGGAGACCUUGACUAAUUCCGAGAUGUUGCGCGGCGUUGAGAUGGACUUAAGAAAGAGCGACACCCGCCAUGUGCUCAGUGGCACCAGAACGGCAACUACCAUCCACUCACUCCUGUGUGAUUGCUUGCUUCCAUAAGAUCUAAAGCACCUAACGACAGUGCACCGCAACGCUCCGGUCUCAAGCUUCUCAGUUCCUGCACCACGCCAACAGCCAUAAUGUCCUACUUGUUUCGACAUUCAUCUGUAGGGACUGCCCUGCACUAUGGCCGCCAUCGCAGAUUCGACUUCUCCCGUUUCAAGGCCAAGCAAUUAUCAUCCUCUUCCUCGACCGACGAUGUGCCCGCAGCCAUUGCCCCCAAGGUCGCCUUCGGUGCCGAACUCAAACCUGAGCAAAGUGCAACUCUUGUCGGCUGGGAUGGACCCAACGACCCGAGCAACCCUCAGAAUUGGCCGAUGAAGGACAAGGUUCUCAUGACCUCCCUCAUUGGGCUGUAUACGUUCGCUGUGUAUGUCGGAUCAUCCAUAUACACACCGUCGCAGGAGGGUGUCCAAGAGACGUUCCACAAGUCACACAUCGAAGGCUCGCUGGGACUUUCUCUGUAUGUGCUCGGAUAUGGUAUAGGCUGCUUGCUAUUCUCGCCCAUUUCAGAGAUCCCGGCCAUCGGGAGAAACCCUCCGUACGCGAUAUCUGGUUUUCUCUUCGUUAUUUUGUGCAUACCUACAGCACUGGUUAACAACUAUCCUGGGCUGAUGGUCUUGCGUUUUCUGCUUGGCUUCAUGGCAUCGCCUUGUCUCGCGACAGCCGGAGCAUCGCUUGCCGAUAUCUGGACCAUGGCACAGUUCCCGUUUGCGGUAGCUUUGUGGGCUGCCACAGCGACAAUGGGGCCUGCACUUGGCCCAACCCUUUCGGCUUACGCCGUGCGCGAUCUCGGCUGGAGGUUUUCGGCCUGGGAGCUCAUGUUUAUCGCGGGACCCAUCUACAUCCUAAUGCUGUGCAUGCUGCCCGAGUCCUCAGCUGCUACGAUCCUGUAUUACAAGGCCAAGCGCCUCCGUGAAGAAACCGGCAACCAACACCUCAUGUCCGAGGCUGAGAAGAAACAGAAGAACCUGAAGGCCUCGAGCCUGCUGUUCGAUGCUCUUAUCAAACCCUGGGAAAUCAAUGCGCUCGACCCCGCCAUCUUGUUCACAACCGUCUACAUGGGUCUAUGCUACGGCACAUACUACUCGUUCUUCGAAUCGCUUCCACUUGUAUAUCCAGUCAUGUACGGCUUCUCUGCCGAAAGUACUGGGCUGGUGUUCCUCGUUGUUGCGCCGGCUGGCCUACUCGCGUUCACUGCGCACUGCAUCUAUCUAAAGUACCGUUGUUUCCCUCAUAUGAUGAACGGUACCUUUGGCGAGCUCGAAAACCAUCUGCUGCCUGGAUUGUUCGCAUCUCCCAUCAUCUGCAUCGGUCUAUUCAUGUUUGCUUGGACAGCGCGUUCGUCGGUGCAUUGGAUAGUGCCAACUAUCGGUCUGGGCCUCACUAUCUUCGGCACUUAUUUCAUCGCGCAAUCAGUCCUGCUCUACAUACCUAACAUCUACCCCCGGUACGCUGCCAGCAUAUUCUCGGCAAACAGCUUGUCACGAAGUCUAUUUGCGUUUGCGGCAGUACUAUUCUCUACGCCCAUGUUCAAGAGCAUAGGCAUUGACGGAGGUGUGAGUUUGCUUGCAGGUUUCAUGGUUCUGUGUACAGUUGGCAUGUGGGUAUUGUUCCGCUUUGGGAAGGCCAUGAGGGAGAGGAGUCGGUUUGCGGUGGGUUGAGAUGCGCUUUAAGUAUAAUCGAAGUAUGGAACUGUAGAGCUAGACUAUAGACUGCCUCUGCACUGAUGGUAAUUCACGAUAUACUGAC
This is a messenger RNA of Paraphaeosphaeria sporulosa, 2036 nucleotides long. RefSeq names its product benomyl/methotrexate resistance protein. Lineage: Eukaryota; Fungi; Ascomycota; Dothideomycetes; Pleosporales; Didymosphaeriaceae. The transcript is spliced from 5 exons. Gene Ontology annotation, molecular function: fluconazole transmembrane transporter activity. Gene Ontology annotation, biological process: xenobiotic detoxification by transmembrane export across the plasma membrane. Bases 365 to 1948 code for a protein of 527 amino acids. The record is from RefSeq and is a predicted model, not a curated record.